Messenger RNA from Pleuronectes platessa (European plaice), 2712 nucleotides. It is a transcript of the gene cabp1b, whose product is annotated as calcium binding protein 1b. The coding region runs from base 1 to 1119 and encodes 372 amino acids. The record is from RefSeq and is a predicted model, not a curated record. Gene Ontology annotation, molecular function: calcium ion binding. NCBI's taxonomy places the organism in Eukaryota, Metazoa, Chordata, Actinopteri, Pleuronectiformes, Pleuronectidae. The transcript is spliced from 7 exons.
AUGAGCUCCUCUAUCCCAAAAAGCGAGUCCGCCACUUCUCUGCUAAGGUCGUCGGGGCUCAACCGCAGGUCCGCGCACUCGGAUCACGGUCCCCACGGGCACCGGGGUCACCGCUCCCAGCAUCCCCAUCCCACCGGAGCUGGAGGCGGGGAGGAGGCGGGCUGGACGGAGGACUGCGAGCCGAGUGCCCGCAGACCUCUCUGCCGGCCGAGACACGCCGACUCCCGAGGAGACGAUCACCAGCGGGUGCAGAAGAGCCACUCUCACCGGCAAGCCAGCGUGCUGGAGGACGGUCCCCCCCAGGAGGAUGCGAGGCACAGAGCGAGCCGACAUCAGAAGGAGCGCAACAACUCCACCAGGUCCAAACACCCCCAUCCGCAGCACAACUCCCCGAGAGGUGAGCCGCCUCCUGCAGCGCAUCACCAGGGCAGGAGGACCUCUCCGACUCCGUCUUACCCAAAGCACACGGACGACGCAGAUUUCUUCUUCGAGCCCCGGGAGAGAGUGGUCACCGGCUCGUCCUCCAGCCUCAGCUCGGGCACACCUGCCUCCGGUGCACCUGUCCGGCCCGCGGGGCGCCGCACAGCCAAGAGACUGAGCGGGACCUCGUCUGAAUACGACUCCAGUCUCCAUCCCAUAGUGAAGUCAGUGUUCGGCCAGGACCGAGAGCUGAGGCCAGAAGAAAUGGAUGAGUUGCGCGAGGCAUUCAGGGAGUUCGACAAAGACAAAGACGGCUUCAUCGGCUGCAAAGACCUGGGGAACUGCAUGAGGACUAUGGGCUACAUGCCGACAGAGAUGGAGCUGAUCGAGCUGAGUCAGCAGAUCAACAUGAACCUGGGAGGACAUGUUGACUUUGAGGACUUCGUUGAACUCAUGGGGCCCAAACUUCUGGCUGAAACCGCGGACAUGAUCGGGGUGAAAGAGCUGAGGGAUGCAUUUAAGGAGUUUGACACAAAUGGCGAUGGCCAGAUCAGCACGGCAGAACUUAGAGAGGCAAUGAAGAAACUUCUUGGACAACAGGUCGGACACAGAGAUCUGGAGGACAUCCUACGAGACAUAGAUCUGAACGGAGAUGGACACGUGGACUUUGAAGAGUUCGUGCGGAUGAUGUCUCGGUGAGUUUGCCGCAGAUCGAGAGCCGAGGGAAGUUCAACAAGCAGAACGUGAUGGAGAUGCUAACGGAUCUUAAACUUCUGAACCUGACGAUGAACACGAGAUCAAACACAUAUCAACCCCCCCCCCCCCCGGCCUGAAACUGCCACGCUGGAGCACAGAGGCUGACCACUGUUGCCAGGAGCCACACUGUUGAUGGCGAUAUGCUGCUGCUGUUUCUUAUCGAGCAUCAACACAGUCAACAGCUGCAUUUCUAACUUUAUAUAUACAUAUAUAUAUAUAAAAACAAAUAGAAGAAGAAGCCUAUUUUCCUUUAGUGAUGACAUUUUCAACGAUGAUGUUGUUUCUGACCCCGAUGGGCAACAUGACGUUUGUGUCAUUUCGCUCAGACACUAUUUAUAACGGUAGCAUUUAAGAGGAACGCAUUUGCACCAACGACCCAAUGCCAGCAAACCACACACACAACACAUUCCUUUAUAUAAUGCCGAGAAGCACAAAUACAAUUAUAGCAAUAUGGGGAAUAUUCCAUGUGAUCCUGUUUGAAGCUGUGCGUUUGUGUUUUGUGCAUACUGUUUCUCUCGCUGCACCCUAAACUGUAGAGUUAUUAUCUCCCUCAUUAAAUCUUAAAAUAAGUAAAUGAAUAAUAUAUAAUUUAAUAUAUAUAUAUAUAAGCUUAUUUUCCUUUAGUAAAGGCAUUUCUAUAAUUCCGAUGUAGGUAAUGUGAUGUUUGAGAGCCAAUGUUUUGUAGUUAUGUGUAAUGUAGCACUGACGCAGUUCAUUCUGCGCAUCUUACUGUGAAAUAUAUAUGUAACCUUCAGUCUGCAUAAGGUCAACAGAUUCUUUACGACUGCAACAUUUCCUGACUACUGUGAAGGGCCUUUUUAAAAUUCCAGUAUACUUUCCUAAUUCUGAAUAUUACUUUGCAUGAAUACUCAGAAUAUAAAAAAACUGUCUCUACCUAACUCACAGCGGUAGAUUAUCAACAGAGACUUAAAGCUACAGCGGGAACAUGGAGGUUAUUGUUGCUUUGAUUAUUAUCAGAGAACUUUGAUACGUGAGCUUGUUUUGGGGAUAUUAGGAAUCUACUGGUUCUGAAGUGGUUUUCACUUUGGUGCAGCAUUUUCACUUUUAACUUUUGAUACCUCUAAUUCAAUCGAACCAUCAACCUCAGCCAUCAGCUGCCCCUACAGCACAAUCUCUACUUCCAUUUUUCUGUACCCCAGCCCCUCCCCCCCACACCUUCAUCAUCAAUAGUCUAAGCUGCAUUGGCUUCUUCAUGACAAAAAAAGCCAAAGAAAGUUUCUAAAAAUGUUAUUUGAGCCUCAUGCAGUGAAUUAAGAUGAUGCAGUAUGUUCUAGCAAUAUGAUUCAUGGGAUCUUGUUUUUAAAAUGGUUGUUUUUUAGAAAUGCCCUUUGGUUCCUGGGGCAGAGAAAUUCUCACUGACUGUUCCUGACUGGGCAUGGGUAUAUAUGCAUGUUCUAACGCUAAGAUAUUCUCCUAAAGGGAAAUCUGACUUUGUGAUUUUACUUGUCUUAACUGUGGGAAACUAUGCAUGCUAGAAAACAACAGCAAUUUGUAGCAUUAAUAAAGAUAAUAUAA